Dryobates pubescens (Downy woodpecker) is the source of this 1716-nucleotide messenger RNA. RefSeq names its product G protein subunit beta 1 (gene GNB1). The transcript is spliced from 12 exons. Gene Ontology annotation, cellular component: cytoplasm; heterotrimeric G-protein complex. The record is from RefSeq and is a predicted model, not a curated record. Gene Ontology annotation, molecular function: signaling receptor complex adaptor activity; protein binding. Gene Ontology annotation, biological process: G protein-coupled receptor signaling pathway. The coding region runs from base 454 to 1476 and encodes 340 amino acids. Lineage: Eukaryota; Metazoa; Chordata; Aves; Piciformes; Picidae.
CCGGCCGGGCAGCACGGGCGGGGCGGAGGAGGGGGGGAAGGUUAACCGCGCCCAGGCUCUCGCUUCCCGAUGGCUGCGGGGAGCUGAGCGGGCAUCCAGCGCGCGAGGAGGAGUCGAGACCCAGCGACACCCCCCUCCCCCGCGGCUCUCUCCUUCCGACUCGGCUCCCCGGCCGGCGCUGCUGCCUCCCCGGGACCCGCCGGGCAGAGCGCGGGCGGCUCCCCUUCUCCUCCGCCCCCUCCUCCUUCUCCUCCGCCCCCCUUUCCCCUCCCCAGGCCGGCGGGACGCGGGCAGGAGCCGCGGGCGACGGACGUACCGGCCCGGUUAAUGAGCAGCGGCCGGAAGGGCAGAAUUUACAUGUUUGACAGCAGAAGUUGGCUUUCUACUGCAGUGAGAGAAAAUACUUCUGGUUGUUUCAGAGGUGGCAGUGGAGCACACCUUUAGCACAGGAAAAUGAGUGAGCUCGACCAGUUACGCCAGGAGGCUGAGCAACUGAAAAACCAAAUCAGAGAUGCUAGGAAAGCAUGUGCAGAUGCCACCUUGGCUCAGAUCACAGCCAAUAUUGACCCAGUGGGGAGAAUUCAGAUGCGCACUAGAAGAACACUGCGGGGACACCUGGCUAAAAUUUAUGCAAUGCACUGGGGGACUGAUUCCAGGCUUCUAGUUAGUGCCUCCCAGGAUGGCAAACUUAUAAUUUGGGACAGCUAUACUACAAACAAGGUGCAUGCUAUUCCCCUGCGCUCAUCCUGGGUGAUGACUUGUGCAUAUGCUCCUUCUGGAAAUUACGUGGCUUGUGGUGGUCUUGAUAACAUCUGUUCCAUUUAUAACUUGAAAACUCGUGAAGGGAAUGUACGUGUCAGCCGUGAACUAGCUGGUCACACAGGAUACUUGUCAUGCUGUCGCUUCUUGGAUGAUAAUCAAAUCGUUACCAGCUCUGGCGACACUACUUGUGCUCUCUGGGACAUAGAAACUGGUCAGCAGACAACUACAUUUACUGGGCACACUGGAGAUGUCAUGAGUUUGUCCCUUGCUCCUGAUGCCCGGUGUUUUGUUUCUGGUGCCUGCGAUGCCUCUGCCAAACUGUGGGAUGUUAGAGAAGGAAUGUGUCGGCAAACCUUCACUGGCCACGAGUCGGACAUCAAUGCCAUCUGUUUCUUCCCAAAUGGCAAUGCAUUUGCCACAGGCUCGGAUGAUGCUACCUGCAGGCUCUUUGAUCUUCGGGCUGAUCAGGAACUCAUGGUUUACUCACAUGACAACAUCAUCUGCGGCAUCACCUCCGUAGCGUUUUCCAAGAGUGGACGUCUGCUCUUAGCUGGUUAUGAUGACUUCAACUGCAAUGUCUGGGACACACUGAAAGCUGAUAGAGCAGGUGUCCUUGCUGGUCAUGAUAACCGUGUCAGUUGCUUAGGUGUGACUGAUGAUGGGAUGGCAGUGGCAACAGGAUCAUGGGACAGCUUCCUCAAGAUCUGGAACUGAAGUAGAAGAGCGCCGGACUCCAUGACUGGAAGAAGUUCCCAACGGUUGAAAAUGACAAAUUGAUAGCAUAUCCAAUCCAACCAUACUAACUCGGACCCCAUCCUCCCCAACUUCAAAGGGCAAGAUCUUUUCCGUCUCCUGUUGCUGAAAUGAAGAGCACAAUUACCUUUCCAAGAAGAAUUUCUGUGUUGUAAGCAAAAUGAAAUUGUGCAUUCCUUUUGGGACCAUUUCUUUUUUUUU